UGCGAUUAUUUGGGCAUUCGAACUCGGAAGCGCUGGUAUUACCAGAACAAUAUUCAGAAGAGUAUUCAAGCAUAGUAUUUCGAAAGAUGCUGCUAAGGACUUUGACGAAUACCCAGAAAUGGCUUUAUAUUUUGUUGUUGUCAUUAAUAAAUGGAGAAAUGCGCUGGAAUUUAAUUUCGCAUUUCAUGCACUAUUCUCACAACCUUCAUUCACCCUUUUUGGA
Molecule: messenger RNA, 223 nt
Organism: Dentiscutata heterogama
Lineage: Eukaryota; Fungi; Glomeromycota; Glomeromycetes; Diversisporales; Gigasporaceae
Source: the annotation of a GenBank genome assembly